Manduca sexta (tobacco hornworm) is the source of this 1128-nucleotide messenger RNA. RefSeq names its product splicing factor 3B subunit 4 (gene Spx). Gene Ontology annotation, biological process: positive regulation of mRNA splicing, via spliceosome. Gene Ontology annotation, molecular function: RNA binding. The record is from RefSeq and is a predicted model, not a curated record. Gene Ontology annotation, cellular component: U12-type spliceosomal complex; nucleolus. NCBI's taxonomy places the organism in Eukaryota, Metazoa, Arthropoda, Insecta, Lepidoptera, Sphingidae. The transcript has 6 exons. Bases 63 to 1091 code for a protein of 342 amino acids.
GCGACAACGCGAAAUGACAGUGUCAGCCAACUGUCAAACAAACAAAUUGUUGUCAGACAAUAAUGGCAGCGGGGCCAAUUGCAGAAAGAAAUCAAGAUGCCACAAUAUACGUCGGAGGUCUCGACGACAGAGUCACGGAGACGUUACUCUGGGAGCUUUUCGUACAAGCCGGACCGGUGGUAAAUGUGCAUAUGCCAAAGGACAGAGUGACGCAGACCCAUCAAGGAUAUGGAUUUGUUGAGUUUAUGGGUGAAGAAGAUGCUGACUAUGCUAUAAAGGUUAUGAACAUGAUAAAAUUAUAUGGUAAACCUGUAAGGGUGAACAAGGCAUCGGCUCAUCAAAAGAACUUGGAUGUGGGUGCCAAUGUGUUUAUAGGAAACUUGGACCCUGAAGUAGAUGAAAAGUUACUUUAUGACACAUUCUCCGCUUUCGGUGUUAUCUUGCAAACACCCAAGGUCAUGAGAGAUCCGGAAACUGGUAAUUCCAAAGCAUUCGCCUUCAUCAACUUUGCCUCAUUUGAGGCGUCUGACGCGGCUAUCGAAGCUAUGAACAACCAAUAUUUGUGUAACAGACCAAUUUCAGUGUCUUAUGCGUUUAAGAAAGAUGUCAAAGGAGAGCGGCACGGAUCUGCAGCAGAAAGAUUACUGGCUGCUCAAAACCCUUUAUCGCACGCGGACCGUCCUCACCAACUGUUCGCGGAUGCCCCUCCACCGAUGAUGGGGCCGGUGUUGAUGGCGCCUCCACCGCCGCCGACUCCGACGCCGAUGCCGCCGCAAGGACCUCCGAUGAAUGCACGGCCUCCUCCACCUUUGCCUAUGGCGGCGCCCCCACCUCCGCCGUCGUCAAUGCCACCGCCGGGCCCGCCGCCGCCACCAGGGCCACCGCCACCUCCGCCGCCAUUCCACCAUUUCCCCCCGCCUCCGUUUGGGCCGCCAGGUUUUGGACCUCCUCUCCCUCCUGGUGCGAGACCCCCACCUCCGUGGAGGCCGCCACCGCCAUCCUUCAGGCCUCAGUUCCCGCCGCGUGGGCCGCCACCGUUUGGGCACCCGCCGUUCCCGCCACACCCGCCUGAAGCGAAUUAUAGUUAUUAAAUGUAAAUAAAUGAGUGAUAUUUGUGUUUUAUUUUUA